GCGCAUAAUAAACAGGUGCAUUCGUUCACCCUGCAUACGAGGCGCAGCGGCACCGGCGCCGGCGCCCCAUCGGAGCUCUAUUCAACUAAAGUUCAUCGAUCAGUUCGCGACAGACAGCGCGCGCGAGCGCAGCCCAUUAGUUUAAAUUUAGAACCUGGUUCGCUCUCGUAUAACGUACAGUUAAAAACAAAAAAGAACAGUGCUUCCUAAAUUAAAUCAGAAGUUAAAGAACAUGGCAAUACUGAGCAUGAGACUGUGGUGGGUCGCCGUAGCUCUACUGUUGGUAGCACCCGACACACACGCCAGGAACGUCACACACGAAGAUAUACGUGACGCGAUGAUGUCCUUAGUCCACAUGUUCCGGACUUCAGAAGAUAAACUCGAACGUCACGAAUACAGAGAAAAGGCUCUCGGAGAGCAGCUCAAGAAAAUGAUCAUGGGUUUAGAAAAAAAACAUCGGAAUCUGGAGGCAAUGAAAGGGACGAUAUCAAGGCUCGACGACAGACUUUACAACGUAGAAAAUAUAUUCUUACAGAAAGAAGAACGAGAAAAACAAACCCAGAAACAAACAAAUGAUGCGUUAGAUGAAAUAAAAAAAUCUUUGCAAUCACUAACAGCUAUUGUGACUGAAAAUUUGAAAAAGCCCACCGCGACGACAGAGCUUGACAACAGUCUGACGCCAAGCGAGGAUCCAGUAAGCAAACGCUUGGAAGCAACAGAUGCGAAAUUGGAUGCUAUUAAACAAGAAAUCGAAGUUUUGAAAAAUAGUUUAAGCAAGGAUGCUCUUCGAGGAAUGUGCUUAGAAGUGGCUACGGAUAUAAAUCCUUUCGAGAGGCAUAUAUCUGAAACGGAAAAGCUACUUAAUAAAUACGAACUUAAACUAAACGAAUACAAUGGUAAUGCUACUAAAGUUCAAACUGACUUCGUUCCUCUGAGCGAAGUAUCACUUGCUGAUGAAGCCUGGCACAGCAAAAUGACUGAAGUGAUGGAGCGUCAAGAGAAAGAUAUAAACAAGAUUCAGAAACUGCUGUCAGACGCGGAGAGCAUGUGGAAGGAUCUGCCGCAUCUCUCAGACUUGCAGCGGACUACUAACUUCACAUUAGAGGCGAUCGCGGAAUUGAAGAAUAAUCUUACAGAAAAUCAGGAGAAAGCGGUUUUAAAAACAAAUAUGAAACUGCACGAAAUGGGCGAAAAGAUGAUUGCUACCAAUGAGGACAUUCAGCAAAGUCUCACUCAAGGCAAUACCAUGAGCGAGCGCGCCUACAAUGACAUUCAGCACAGCUAUGACACAUUACGAACUGAGUUACAAGCAUUCUCGAAGAACGAGCAUGUGCUGUUGCAAACGGCGGACAACGUAAUCGCUACUAAGAAACGCAUCGAGUACGGUGUUCAUCAAAUAUCUCUGGAAGUCAGCGAACUCAUUAGGAUUCAAGGCAACUUGUUGAACAAAUCCGUCAGUGACAGGUUCGACAAGAUCGAGUCCAAUCUGCUGUUGAACCAGUCGCAGGCGCUGGGCAACCUCAGCGCUAAGAUCGAGUCGGACAUGUCGCAGGUGUGGCGCCAGAUCGGCGUCAUGUACCAGCAGCUCACCUCCAACCGCGCCACGCUUGACAAACUCGCGGAACAAACGGUGCUAUACGUUAAUGGAAGUACCACCACGUUAGGUAACAUGAGCGAGAAGGUGAGCGCAAUAACUACACGAAUGGCCGAAGUGGAUGACAAUUUGAACUAUUUACUGGGAAGACUGUCUCUUGUGACUCAAGAAUUUAUGCAGAUAAAGACUGGACUAGGUGAUGCGUUAGAGAAAGCUAAAACUAGCUUCCAUAAUGUUAAGGCUGAAUUAGAAGAUGGCGGACCUGGUCCUCAUCAAACACAAUAAACUAUUUUAUAAUAAUGUACCAAAUAACAUAGGUAAUCAAACGACUAAUUGUAAGAUUAAAUAGAAUAACUGUAAAUUACUUGCACACAGGAGACAAAAAUCAAAUAAAACUCAAUCAAUAACUUUUGCAAAUAUUUAAUCUUUUUCAUAAUUGUGGAUCUAUAAUAUUUAUAUUGUACAAGUUUAUAUCAUACAAUUAGAUUUUACCGCGACAGGUGUCACUGUCGCUCACGAGUGAGCUCAUCAACCGCCAGUAUAUAACUGAAAGGCUUACGAGGCUUCAUGAUCUGUACAAUCAUAUCCAUACCAUAGUUAUCGAUCUAAAUAAUAUACACACAAAUUAUUUGUCUUCUUA
Melitaea cinxia (Glanville fritillary) is the source of this 2234-nucleotide messenger RNA. RefSeq lists its product as uncharacterized. The transcript has 12 exons. NCBI's taxonomy places the organism in Eukaryota, Metazoa, Arthropoda, Insecta, Lepidoptera, Nymphalidae. The record is from RefSeq and is a predicted model, not a curated record. Gene Ontology annotation, cellular component: plasma membrane. Bases 233 to 1879 code for a protein of 548 amino acids.